This is a messenger RNA of Lathyrus oleraceus (garden pea), 786 nucleotides long. RefSeq lists its product as uncharacterized. The record is from RefSeq and is a predicted model, not a curated record. The transcript is spliced from 2 exons. Lineage: Eukaryota; Viridiplantae; Streptophyta; Magnoliopsida; Fabales; Fabaceae. Bases 1 to 786 code for a protein of 261 amino acids.
AUGGAGCUUGGACAAGAUGCACUUGAGUGCAAGGAAGUUAUGAAACUCAUUGAACAUGCAGGUUUGAUGAAAAGUGUUACAAGCUUUGGAAAAUACUAUGAGGUGCUAGUGAAGGAACUUAUUGUAAACAUACCUGCUGACUGUGAUGACAAUAGAAGCAAGGAAUUUAAAAAAGUUUUUGUGAGAGGAAAAUGUGUGGAAUUUUCACCUAAUGUGAUUAAUAGGUAUAUGGGCAUAUGUGAAGAUGAACAACCUGAGAUAGAGGUGACUGACAACCAGGUUUGCAAAGAAAAUACUGUAAAACAGGUUGUACAAUGGCCUAGAAAAGGAAAGCUUCCAGUUGGAAAGCUAAGUGUAAUGUAUGAAAUCCUUCACAGGAUUGGUGCUUCUAACAGGGUUCCCACAAACCAUACAUCAACCAUUACCACUGGAUUAGGGAAGUUCAUCUAUGUAGUUGGUACCAAGACCAACUUUGAUUUUGGAGAUUAUGUUUUUGAACAAACAUUAAAGCAUGCUAGUACUUGUAGAUCUGGCGAAGAGUCUACCAGUUCAACCUCCAAGGCUAGUCUGAUUGUUAAAUUAAAAGACACCUAUAAAGCUUUGGAUGAUACUAUCAAGACCUACACUGAAAGAAAGACCAGGCUUGAAAGACUGAUCAAAUCUUUGGCUGAAGAGAGUCCUGGUGAGAAUGUGGCCGGUGAUUAUGAAGAAGGAGAUGAGGAAGAAGAGGAUGUUGUUGUUGGUGCUACCUCUACAGAUGAAUCAUAUGCUUCUGCUGACAUCUGA